Messenger RNA from Nymphaea colorata (pocket water lily), 2977 nucleotides. RefSeq names its product sucrose synthase 4-like. The coding region runs from base 319 to 2754 and encodes 811 amino acids. Gene Ontology annotation, biological process: sucrose metabolic process. Lineage: Eukaryota; Viridiplantae; Streptophyta; Magnoliopsida; Nymphaeales; Nymphaeaceae. Gene Ontology annotation, molecular function: sucrose synthase activity. The transcript has 15 exons. The record is from RefSeq and is a predicted model, not a curated record.
ACGUUAAUAAUAGAGUUCAUUUGAUAUAAUUAUUGUUAUGUACACAAUUCACUAAUGCAGCUAGAAAGAAAAAUAGUAUGCAGGAUGGGAUCAUUUUUAUGACCUUGACAAGGUGCAACGUGCAUCAAUCGGUUGGAGAUGGAGGCUGACCACCAACGUGGCGUCAUAGGACCUAGCGUCAUGCAGACAAUUACGAGAACUUCCCACUAAGAAGUCCAGUUGGCGCGCAAUGGAUUUUGCUCCAGCGUCUUCCAAUCUCCGUCCCUUUGAAGAGACAGAGAGAGAGAGAGAGAGUCUUGGGGCGUUUCAGAGAACGCCAUGGAGAAUCCUGGGCUGAAGAGAAUGCUCAGCAUGAGAGAGCAGAUCAAGGUCUCUCUCUAUUCUCACCGGAACGAUCUCGCUUACCUCCUUUCCAGAUAUGUAGAUCAAGGUAAGGGUAUUCUACAACCGCAUCAUCUGGUUGAUGAGCUUGAAAGCACGAUUCCUAUUGAUGAUGAGCUAAAAGGCCUUAGUGAUGGAUCUUUCAAGGAUGUCUUGAGUUGCACGCAGGAAGCUAUAGUUUUACCUCCAUAUGUUGCGAUGGCCAUCCGACCAAGGCCUGGAGUUUGGGAAUUUGUACUUUUUAACUUUCAUGAGCUUAAUGUGGAACAAUUGAAUAUAGCGGAGUAUUUGAGGUUCAAAGAACGCCUUGAGGAUGAAAGCUUUGAAGACAAUUACGUGAUGGAAUUGGACUUUGGACCAUUUAAUAGUUCAUUUCCUCGUCCAAGCCAGCCAUCAUGGAUUGGAAAUGGUGUACAAUUCCUUAACCGUCAUCUUUCAUCGAGAAUGUUUCAUGAUUCCAGUUCCAUGGAGCCUUUGCUCGAUUUCCUUCGAGCACACAAGUAUAAAGGACAUGUGUUGUUGGUAACGGACAGAAUAAAGACCUUGGCCAGUCUUCAGUCAGCCCUCUCGAAGGCAGAGGAAUGUCUGUCUAAGUUUUCCUCUGAUGUACCAUUUUCUGAAUUUGAGUAUAAAUUUCAGGAACUGGGUUUAGCAAGGGGUUGGGGUAACACAGCUCAAUCAGUUUUGGAGAUGGUCCGAUUACUUUUGGAUAUACUACAAGCACCUGAUCCGUCAACUUUAGAGGCAUUUCUUGGAAGGAUCCCUAUGGUGUUUAAUGUUGUGAUCCUUUCUCCUCAUGGAUACUUCAGCCAAGCAAAUGUUCUAGGCCUGCCAGACACUGGUGGACAGGUUGUUUAUAUACUGGACCAAGUUCGCGCUUUAGAGACUGAGAUGAUUAGUAGAAUAAAAAAGCAAGGGCUGAAUGUUAGUCCGAAAAUACUUGUGGUGACUAGGUUGAUACCUGAUGCUAAAGGGACAACAUGUGGCCUACGUCUUGAAAAAAUAACUGGAACUCAGCAUGCACAUAUUCUGCGGGUGCCUUUCAGAACAAAGAAUGGGAUUCUCCGGAAGUGGAUUUCAAGGUUUGAUGUGUGGCCUUACUUAGAGAAAUUUUCAGAGGAUGCAGCCAGUGAAAUUGCUGCAGAGUUGCAAGCUUCACCAGAUUUGAUUGUUGGCAACUACAGUGAUGGAAAUCUUGUGGCGUCUUUGCUAUCUCACAAACUAGGAGUUACACAGUGCACCAUUGCACAUGGACUUGAGAAAACAAGGCAUCCAGAUUCAGAUAUAUAUUGGAGAAAAUAUGAUAACAGAUAUCACUUUUCUUGCCAAUAUACUGCUGAUCUAAUUGCCAUGAACAGUUCUGAUUUCAUUAUCACUAGCACAUUCCAGGAGAUUGCAGGAAGCGAUGAUGUUAUUGGACAAUAUGAGAGCUAUUGUGCAUUUACUCUUCCUGGAUUGUACAGAGUUAUUAAUGGCAUUGACGUUUUUGAUCCUAAGUUCAAUAUUGUAUCUCCUGGCUGCGACAUGUGCAUUUAUUUUCCUUACUCAGACAAGCUAAAGCGGUUAACCACACUGCAUGGAGCAAUCCGGAAGCUGCUAUAUAGUUCAGAACAAAAUGACGAAUACUUUGGUACGUUGAGUGAUCCGUCAAAGCCAAUCAUCUUUUCCAUAGCAAAGCUUGACAGAGUGAAGAAUAUAUCUGGAUUAGUGGAGUGGUAUGGUAAGAAUACCAAAUUAAGGGAGCUUGUUAACCUUGUCGUUGUUGCUGGUCACCAUGAUGUAAAGAAAUCUAAUGACAGUGGGGAGAUUGAAGAAAUUAACAAGAUUCAUCAUCUUAUAGAAAAGUAUAAAUUGGAUGGUCAAUUGCGGUGGAUAUGCUCUCAGAUGAACAGGGUGCGCAAUGGUGAGCUGUAUCGUUGUAUAGCUGACACAAAAGGUGCAUUUGUGCAGCCUGCCUUUUAUGAAGCAUUUGGGCUUACAGUUGUGGAGGCCAUGACAUGUGGUCUGCCAACUUUCGCCACCUGUUAUGGAGGACCUGCUGAGAUCAUAGAACAUGGCAAAUCUGGUUUCCAUGUUGAUCCUUAUCAUCCGGAUGCUGCUGCUGAACUGAUGGCAAACGUUUUUGAGAAGUGCAAGACAAAUCCAGGAUACUGGGAUGAAAUAUCUGCAGGGGGUUUACGACGCAUUCAUGAAAGAUACACAUGGAAGAUAUACUCCGAGAGAUUAAUGACCUUGGCUGGGGUUUAUGGAUUCUGGAAGCAUGUUUCUAAGCUUGAAAGACUUGAGCUGAAGAGAUAUCUGGAGAUGUUUUAUGUCUUAAAAUUUCGUGAGCUUGCAAAUUCUGUCCCACGUGCAGCUGAGGAUCGAGCAUGAUGAACAGGAGAAAGAGUGAAGUUAUACUUCUUACUGCUGCUUGACAAUUUGGAAGCUGCUCUGCACUAUUCAUUCCAUUCACAGAUCCGCCCAACCUUUUUAGAGCAGCAAACCUUGUCUUGUUUGUUUAUUAUGUGUCUAAAUUGAUGGAUCGAGACUUGGUUUCCUCUUUUCCAUUACAAGAACUCAAAAAGUCGUAAUAAAGCUUAAGGUUCCUUGUGUA